Molecule: messenger RNA, 10197 nt
Organism: Saccoglossus kowalevskii
Lineage: Eukaryota; Metazoa; Hemichordata; Enteropneusta; Harrimaniidae
Molecular function (GO): calcium ion binding
Source: RefSeq, a predicted model, not a curated record
AUGGCGUACGAAAUAAUGCGACAAAAACUUAAACAACAAAAACAAGAACGAUUGAUCCAAUGGAAAUUGAAGAAACUUUUUAAAAACACCAAAGAUAAAAAUGUUAGAAGCGGUCACGACGGAUGUCAGCGUCGUCGUGAUAAAAGGCGAAGUCCUGAGAAAUGCACCGGUCCUUGCCCAUCUUAUUCCAAUUGCCAGUGUCCUAGAGCAAGCUGGGGUGGAUGUGGCGACAUCUCUGUUACCGUGGACACCAAACAAUUGACCGGAACAACUGUACCUUGGGGGGUGCCGACAUGCAUGGUUAACGGGGAAUCAGUAACUGUACAUGGCUCGCGUAGUCCAGGAAGUUUUUUCAGUGAAGGUAAAACUACAGUGCGUUACUCCGUGGACACGAAAUAUGGUGACAGUGGGUGUGGAUUUACAGUCACAGUAAAAGUUAGGAGAUGUAACACGAUCACCGACCCAGAAAACGGAUAUAAAUCGUGUUCACAUAGUAACAUUUACGGAUCUGUAUGUUCAUUCUACUGUAACCAUGGAUAUUAUCUGAGUGGUAACCUACAAAGAGAAUGUUCAAAGGAUUCUGUUAUGUACUGGAAUGGAGAACCAGCAAUCUGCAAUGUGCGGCGAUGCCAUCCCCCGUUAUCUGAUAUAAACCAUGGUUUCGUUACCUGUACCAACUCAAAUGCGCAGACCAGUAGAUGUACUCAUAAUUGUGAGGAAGGCUAUAUUAUUGAUGGGGUACAGGAUGUCACGUGUAAUGGUCCGGCAGGGUCAUCCACAGCACAAAAUGGUUGGUGGAGUUAUCAACAGCCUAAUUGCAAAGAUGUUACACCACCAACAUUUACAACGUGUCCAAGUUCCAUCGUAACGUUUGCAAACGAGGGUACCAGAGAAAACACGACAUCGUGGAUUGAACCACAAGCCACAGACAACUCAGGUGAAAGUAUAGUCGCAGUGCAAGUGGAAGGCCAGCCGUCUGGGUCUUCAUAUACUGAGGGUUAUCACACUAUUCGAUACACUGCUACUGACAGUGCUGGAAAUAUUGGGGUUUGUGUUUACAGUGUUAUUAUAUAUUGUGUAGGACAUCAACAUGACCCAGGAUUAUCGACUAAUUGUCCUGAUGGAUACAUAUGGGGAUCAGAAUGUCAAUUCAUGUGUGUGCCAGGAUAUAACUUGACUGGUAUCACAUCUUCACGAUGUAACGUUGCUGAUAACACGCCAAGUGGGGUAUGGAGCAACCCGCAGCCAUAUUGCCAACCAAAGGAAUGUCCGGCACUCUCACCUCCGUUAUAUGGUGAUUUCUAUGGAGGAGAUCAGUGUUAUAACACGUUUAGUACAUGGUGUAACUUUGAAUGUGAUAUUGGAUAUGACUUAAUUGGAAACCGUUAUAUAUACUGUGGGGCUGAUACUAAAUGGAAUGGCGAACAACCGUAUUGUAAAGUACGAACAUGUCAAACACCAGACGUUUCUGAUGGGAUGGUAAUCAGGAAUAGCAGUUUCUGCUCUCUCGAUAAUGACACAAUGCCAUAUGGUAGUCUGUGCGAUUUCAGCUGCAAAGAAGGUUACCGCCUAGAGGGCGCUCACUCAGUAUCAUGUGGUCCAGACGGUGUAUGGUUACAGCUAUUUCCGACAUGUGAAGCUAUCACUUGCGCAAGUAAUGAUCUUCCUGAUCCAAUAAAUGGAUACAAGAAUUGUUCUGAUGUCGCUGCAUACGGGUCAACAUGUUUGUUAAAUUGUAAUUACGGAUACCUACCGGCAACGCCUACUCCAAGAACGUGCAUUAACAAUGGUGCAGGCUAUGGCGUGUGGAGCAAUGGAACCAUAUCUUGUCAAAUCGUUAUGUGCGACCCGGUUGAAGAACCAGAACACGGGAAUAUUACCCUAUGUACUUAUGAAGGUGAUGUGGUUGACGUAGAUGACAGCCAAAAGUACGGUAGUUAUUGUGUUGCAAGUUGUGAUAUUGGAUACACUGCUAAUGGUUCCAUCAGUAGGAAAUGUUUAGCCAAUGGUGAAUGGGACGGCGUGCCUUUACAAUGCACAGAUAUAACUGCUCCUGAAGUCACGUGUCCUUCAGAUAUGGUGCUUGUGGCACCGAUUCUACGCAACACUACAACUCCUGUAUGGAACUGGGAGCCCGUCAUGGCCAGAGACGCAGGAAUUAAUUUCCCAUCUACAUUGGUUGAAAUUGAUUGGGCGCAAGUAAACGGGCAAAGGCCAGCCCAUCUCUCAGAAGGCAGCCAUAUCAUGACUUAUGUUGCAACUGAUGCUGCCGGAAAUUCGGCCACGUGCUCGUUUCUGUAUACAGUACAAGCUGUAACCUGUCCGGUGCCAAGUGUGCGUAAUGGGUACGUGUCCAGUUGUUUUGAUGAAGACGUUGACUUCCCGACUGAAUGUGAAUUCAGAUGCGACCGAGGUUUUGCUACAAACAAAUCUGAGAUUGUUUCCACUAGACAGUGUUCAGCCAACCAGGUUUUCAGUGGUGACGAUUUCCAGUGUGAUGUGACUGUAACUUGUCCAGGACCACUUCAAAUUGACAACGGUGUCAUCGAACCUGCUGAAUGUUUAUACAGUUCAACAUUACCAUAUGAUAUAGUAUGCAACCUACAAUGUAAUCAAGGUUAUGAACAAAUAGGACCAUACAGUAAACGUUGUACAGAGACUGGUGUAUGGAGCCAUAUGAAUGAAACAAUAUAUGUGGCACCGCCAGUAUUUUUAGCGUCAUCUGAACAAUUUGUAAACGUAGAAGCUGAGAGGAAUAGCACAUUAAGUGUCGUAUACUUUGAUGAACCUGAUGCAACUGAUAACUCAGGAAAUGUCACGAUCAAAAGGCAAGCUGGCCAUCGCGGGCCUAGUGAAUACUUUCCAGAAGGUAGCACAACAGUUACAUACAUUGCAUCAGAUGCUUCCGGAAACUACGCUCUGCAUGACAUUAAAGUCCGUGUUGCGGUUUAUCGAUGCCAAGCCUUCCAAACAUCAUUUGGUGGUCAGGUUGAAUGCAGCAGUUAUGUCCAUGGUGCAGUGUGUACAUUCACAUGCAAUGAAGGCUAUCGUCUAGUAGGGUCUGAUACAAGGUCAUGUGAACGAAAUGAUACAGGGUAUAUGUAUUGGAGUGGCACAGCAGCAAUGUGCGAAAUUGUAACAUGUCCAGCCCUAUCAACACCAUCCAAUGCAAUUAAGUCUGGAUGCCUGAAUUCUCCACCCGACACAGAGAAUUAUGGUACUAUAUGUUCAUUCUACUGUGAUUAUGGAUACAAGGAAAGUGGAUAUACCCAAAGUCAAUGUAGAGCGGAUGGUACAUGGAGCACGAAUAAUUUCACGUGCUCUGAGAUAAACUGUGUUCCAUUAGUACCACCUAAUGGUGCAAGUGUUUCACCUGUCAAGUGUACUUCAACACCAACUCCCGGUGAUAUAUGUACAUUCCAUUGUACACAUCAUGGUUACGAAGUAGUACCAGUUGAGAACGUGGCGAUAACGUGUCAAGCCAUUGGUGAUUGGUCUGCAAAUACAACAUCUUUACAGUGUGUUGACACACAAACACCAGUGUUUACUACAUGUCCUGACGACAUAUCAGUUUAUGCAGACCGAUCAUCAAAUUCAACCACAAUAGCAUGGUCCAUCGGUGUAGAUGACAACGAUGGAAAUGUGCCCACAGUUACUUGUGACUACCAAUCAGGAGAAGAAUACACAUCUGGGGACUACUCAGUUACCUGCACAGCGACUGAUCAAAUAGGAAAUGAAGAAACAUGUGUAUUCAGAUUAUCCGUCCAGGUUCGACAGUGUCCACUGUUACCCAUACCAAGUCAUGCAACUGUAGUUGGAGUAUGCGAUGGUAAUUAUGGCAGCACAUGCUACGUCAGGUGUGAUACUGGGCACACCCUCAGAGGAUCUGACAACUUUACAUGUGAAUAUGACGGCAGCAGAAUGAUCUGGCAUACAAAUGACCAACCAGUGUGUGAAGUCACAACUUGUGAACCACUUGAGUUACCAGCUGGUGUUGAGGUUUCACCAGUUAGUUGUUCGGGCUCUACCAAACCACAACGGGGCACUACAUGCACGUUUUAUUGUAGAAAUCAGUACACCUUGAUUGGUAACGACACAUCUGCAGCAUACUGCAAUGAUAAUGGUCUCUGGAACCACACUGUCAUCAACACAGACCUUGAAUGCGAUGACCAAACAAUUCCCACUAUUAUCAACUGCCCGAGUCCUGUUUAUGUCUCGGUAUUUGAUGGAAAUGGAACACAAGUAAUCUUCGAUCAACCUUCAGCUACUGAUAAUUCUGGCAUUAUUCCAACGAUGACUACCGUACCUCCAAAUGUGACGUCUCCACUUCAAGUCAUGCAAGACUCCAUUGUCAAGUUUACAUAUUGCGAUACUAGUGGCAACUGCGAUGUCUGUAAAUUUCACAUCUAUAUUCAAGACGAGGUACCCCCUGUUUUAGUGUACUGUCCUAUCGGCCAAAAUAUCACAGACGCUACAGGUGAUACUUUAGUUUCUUGGACUAAACCAGUUUUUGAAGACCCACUUGGAGGUUCAGUCUUUGUUACGAAUCAGUACAAUGGUGACAAUGAGGUGUUACUGUCAUUUGGUAGUCACACUGUCAGAUACACAGGGACCAAAAACAACGGAAAGCAAGCAAUAUGUGAAUUUAUUAUUCGCAUAGAAGCUAUGAUUUGCCCCACACUAAGACCACCUGAUAAUGGUGCCCUUACAUGUGGAUAUCUUGGAAGAGGGGAUAAAUAUUGUUAUAUGGCAUGUAAUAAUCAGUUUGAGAUUCCUAGGCUUGAAGCCCAAGAUGUUGGGGACCCGUAUCUGUGUGCUCCAGGUGGUACAUGGAUACCUGGGGAGACUGUACCUGAUUGUUCAGAAACAAAGAAUGCAAGACGGGCUUGGCUUGGCAGUGAAGUGUAUUAUUAUGCAAGUGACUGUCCAAGCCAUAAUGCAACCAGUUAUUUGGAGGAGGUAUUUUACGAGAUGCUGCAGAACAAUAUUCUCUGUUCUGGUACGUGUUCCAUCGGUGAGGUGACUAUAACCUGUGGGGCAAUUGCUAACACACGCAAACGGUCAGUUAUAGAACGCGUUGAAAGUGCAGGUAGAGCUAGGAGGGAUACGAACCACAAAUUAAGUAAGAGAAAUGUAUUUGACAAUGAAUUGAAGGUUGUCUUCGUAAUUGAAAGGGACAUGUCUGACGGCAUUGAUGUGUUGGAUGCAGAGACCGAGAUGUGGGAUAUCGUUGAUACGCUACAGACUCCCAUUGAUGAUGAUGCUGCUUGUUCUCGGGGGUCGUUUGAAGAUAGAGACAAGGAGAUUUGCGUCAGUUGUGCACGGGGUACCUAUCAAGAACUUACAGCACAGACAGAAUGCAUAUCAUGUCCAGAUGGAACGUCCACCAUUGAAGAAGGAAGUCGAAAUAUUACAGCAUGUAUACCAAAAUGUCAAGCUGGAUUCUACUCUGAAUCAGGCGUGAUUACAUGUAGUGCUUGUGAUAUCGGUUAUUACCAACCCGCCACAGGUCAGACAUCGUGCUUGCUAUGUCCUAUUGGAACAACGACAAUAGACCGAGGAGCAGCAUCCCUCGAUCAAUGCAAAGUGCCAUGUGAGCCUGGAUACUAUUCUUCUGAUGGGAUGGAACCAUGCAGUCCCUGUCCGAGAAGAUAUUAUCAACCCAAAUACCAACAACAACAAUGUAUUUUGUGCUCUGGUUCACUUACAACGAUUGGAACUGGAACUGUUCUCAAUACUGAAUGUGUUGAUAUCAAUGAAUGUGACAGUAAUCCAUGUCUAAAUGGAUCUGUCGCUUGUCAUGACAUGAUUGACAGCUACAUAUGUAUAUGUGCUGAUGGCUACACUGGUUCCAGGUGCGAAGUGAACAUAGAUGACUGUUUCUCUGCACCAUGUCUGAAUAAUGGUACAUGCGUGGAUGGUGUUAAUGGUUACUUUUGGUACAACUGUGAAGAGAAUAUCGACGAGUGUAGUUCCUCCCCAUGUGCGCACGAUUCGUUAUGUACUGACUUCGUUAAUGGGUUUCACUGUCAUUGUCCAUCUGCCUAUUAUGGAGAUUUUUGUGAACAUGAAACUGAUUUUUGUGCCCAGGAACCUUGUCAGAAUGGCGCCACCUGCGUUAACGGUGUAGAUACAUAUUCAUGUGUGUGUGUGGCAGGAUUUACCGGAACCAUCUGUGGAGUAAAUAUUGAUGACUGUCGGACCAAUCCAUGUAAAAAUAAGGGUGUAUGCGUGGACGGUAUUAAUACUUACACGUGUCAGUGCCAACAAGGAUUUACAGGUGAAGAAUGCGAGAGUACAUUAGACUUGUGUGUGAACAAUCCGUGUUUGAAUAAUGGAACAUGUGUAGUUUUAGGUCAGACAACUGCAUGUUUUUGUCCACCUGACAAGGUCGGCGAGUUUUGCCAGAACGAUAUGGAUCUGGAUGGCCCAUGUGAGAAUGGCGGCACAUAUAAAAGAGUGAGGAGACAGAUGGCAUGUGCCUGCAUUUCCGGGUAUAUGGGAAAAUUCUGCCAAUACAAUAUCGACGAGUGUUACUCAUCUCCAUGUGCAAAUGGAGGUACAUGUGAAGAUGGUGUCAAUUUCUUCGGGUGCAUUUGUCCUCCUGGAUAUCAAGGAAUUACUUGUACAGAGGAGAUUGAUGAAUGUCAAUCAAAUCCGUGCGCUGGUGAUUCAACCUGUAUUGAUCACAUCAAUUCGUACACAUGCCACUGUCCUGGAGGAUUAAAGGGAACAAACUGUGAAGAAAGUGAAAAUGUUUGCAGUACAAACCCUUGUGGAGAGACAGGCAGUUGUAUAUUUGGUGACAAUAGCGGCUUCAUUUGUUCAUGCACUCCAGGAUAUACUGGUUUUGAUUGUUCUGUUGAUAUUAAUGAAUGUGAGUCAAUACCUUGUCUCCACGAGUCUACAUGCAUUGAUACGAUAAAUGGAUUUGAAUGCCAGUGUGUAGAUGGGUAUACUGGAAAUCAUUGUGAAAUAAAUGUGAAUGACUGUAAUACUGAUUCGUGUAGGAAUGGCGGUACUUGUAUCGAUGGCAUCGGCUCCUUCAUAUGCAUAUGUGAUGUUGGAUACACUGGUUUGGGGUGUGCAGAAGUAAUUGAUUAUUGUAAUAGUGAACCUUGUCAAAAUGGUGGAAAUUGUAUUAGUGGUCUAGGAGGUUAUGGAUGUGAGUGUAUGCCAGAUUAUAGCGGAGCUAACUGUGAAAGUAUUAUUGAUGAAUGUUCUCACUACCCUUGUGCAAAUGCUGAAAGCUGCAUAGAUGGUGUCGGUGACUACACAUGUAUUUGUAACCCUGGUUGGAGUGGUAAGAACUGUGACGUCACCAUUGAUGAAUGCAUGUCCUCCCCGUGUCUUAAUGAAGCUCGUUGUAGCGACGCCAUUAACGGAUACCAGUGCUACUGUCGUCCUGGUUUCACUGGAUUGCAUUGUGAGAUCGAUAUUGAUGAGUGUGAUUACGUCGAUUGUCUUAACGGUGGUACAUGUAUUGACGGAAUUGAUGAAUUCAUAUGUAUCUGUACUGAGGGAUAUUUGGGUAAAUUCUGUCAAAUUAACAGUAACUUGUGCUCACCAAAUCCGUGUUCCAAUGGCGGUGUGUGUGUAGCUGCUACCAAUGGAUAUUCGUGUAACUGCAUUGACGGUUAUGGAGGUGUAUAUUGUGAAGUUGACAUAGACGACUGUGUUGAUCACAAUUGUGCUCAUGGUGCAACCUGUAUUGAUAAGUUGAACCACUAUAUAUGCUCCUGUCCUCCUGGCUAUACCGGUAACAUGUGUGCAUCUAAUAUAAAUGAAUGUUACUCUUCUCCUUGUCUAAAUGAUGGUACUUGUGUGGACAUUGUUAAUGGUUACCAAUGUACAUGUAUGCAAGGUUACAUCGGUGUACACUGUGAAAUAGACGAAGAUAACUGUAUUCCAUACCCAUGUGAUAAUGGUGCUGAGUGUGUUGACGAAAUAGAUGACUUCAACUGUUUAUGUCCAACGGGAUUCAGGUACUCUUUCUACAGCGGCAAACAUUGCAGCAAUAACAUCGAUGACUGUAGCAGUGAAUCAUGUGAAAACGGAGCUCUGUGUAUUGAUGGUGUCAACGAAUUCAUAUGUGUGUGUACGCCUGGAUACACAGGGACAUACUGUGGAGAAGCUUUGCCUACAGACUUCGACUUGGUAUUCACAGAAUCUGUUGAAUCUGGCUAUUGCACGGUUGACCUAGCUGACGGAAAGGACAUUCGGUCGUGGACCUUGUCAAUAUGGGCCGUAAUCGAAUCAUACCCGGGUACAUAUACCCUUGCAAUAGAGUACACGCAUAACGGUUAUAUAGUGUUUUCUGUCAAUCUAACUGAAAGUGGCGUCCAGAUUGCUAUAAAUGGGGUCAGGCAUUAUACAUACAUGGAAUUGGAUGAUGGUAAAUGGCACAAUAUUGCUGUCACAUGGCAAAGUGAAGGUGGUAAUCUAGCUAUAUUCAAAGAUGGGCAUUUUGAGGACCACGUUGAUGACUAUCAGACUGGAGAUAAUUUACCUAGAGAAGGCGUAUUGGUAAUACGAUCAAUUGUACCAGGAUUUCAUGGCAGUAUAUCAGCCUUACAUCUGUGGAAUACAGUUUUGGAUAAUCAUAAAAUAGAUGACAUUGCAGUAAAUUGCCGCCAUGAACACCACGGUAAUUUGAUUUCCUGGGCAGAAAUCCUAAACCAUGUUGACGGAAUUAUAAUAGAAGCCAGAGCCCCGUCUUUCUGCGACGAUGUGGAUGAGUGUGCCAGUAACCCAUGCACACAUGGAGGUGAAUGCAAUGACAUGUUACAUGCAUUCAAAUGCACCUGUCCGAUUGAAUAUGCUGGAGUUACGUGCGAUACCAUGGUAGACUUCUGUGAUGGGAAUGCCUGUCAGAACGGUGGCACAUGUGAAGUAGUUGGAACAAGUUACAUAUGUCGUUGUAGCAGUGAUUUCAAAGGCGAAAUGUGCGAUGUAGGAAUAGUCUGCUCUUCACUGCGUGCACCACACAAUGGUUUCUUGGACUGCAAUGAGACUGAUGAUGAAACUGAGUGUCGGAUAUGGUGUCAAGAUGGUUAUGCAUUUGGAGAAAUCAAGCAGGACAUAUAUCGCUGUGGAGCAAAUUCUAGCUGGAAAUGGAAUCAUGAAAAUAUAGACAAUCCCACAGCCAAAUUACCAGACUGUUUAGAAAUAAAGAGACCAAAAGCAAUAAAGGCUUCCUUUGAAAUUGUUUAUCCGAGCAUGGCAUGUACGUCACCGGAUGAAAACACCGAGAUCAUAGCCUUUGUUGAAGAAAGAGUCGAACGUAUCGAAGACAAUAUCACUUGUAUGAGAAAUGGCGAAUGCAGCGUUGAAAACAUACAGGUAAACACAUGCAACACAGUUGAGAACAGUGAACAAGAUGUGACGGAAGAAGGUGGCUCCAUUGUGCUCACAGUUUUACAGGGAAUCGACACACAGGGAGUACAUGCAAACACUAACCCAUCAAGACGUAAAAGGGCUGAUUCAAGUUCUUACGACUAUGCCCUGGAUAGCAUGUGGAAGACGGAUAGUGAAUUGUUCACUGCCCUCAACAUGCUUAAUGAUGCCGGCCUAUGUGCACUUAAUAUAGGAGGUCAACAAUUUGCACCAGAUGUGAACGCAUCACAGGGCGAAAUUCAGGAUGUAUGUCAGCCUGGUGCAAGGCCACUGGGAAACAAUAUUUGUGUGUCUUGUGGAAUCGGUACCUACCUGACACAGCCAGAAGGUUGGACAUUACCAGUUUGUUUGUCAUGUCCAGUGGGUCACUAUGCCGAUGAAGAGUCACAGAUUGAAUGUAAAACCUGUCCGGAAAGUAGCACAACUGAUGGACGUGGUGCUAUAAAUAUUAGUGAUUGUUAUGCUCUGUCCACCGAUGAGACACCUACAGUAACCCAGGAAUCAUCCACAAUAUACGAACCGUCAGACCCAUCUAAUCGUACAGUAAUGGUGAUUGCGAUAGUGGCUGUUAUACUCUCUAUCACUUCAAUUGUGAUUAUAGUAUGGUUCGUUCUUAGAUCAAAGGGUUAUUGCAAGCGCGGUUCAAAUGUAGAUGCAAAGCUACUCGAAGACGAUACUCGCCCCUAUACACCGAUCAGCAUGUCUGCAUUUGGUGUGGACCUACCAAUGGGAGAGUUUUACGUAGAAGAACCCCCUCCACCAUACGCUGAUAAAGAAGCUGCUUAUGGUGCCUCAACUUGA